UGUAUUGUACUGGCAGCCGAGUUCAACAUUCGCAGGCUAUUGCAAUGAAUGAAUUUGUGGUCAAAGAGAUUGGGAUUCCAGUACAACUCCCACCUGAAAUAACCACACCCUGCGAUUUGAUUCAUCAGCAUAAUGCUGUUUCAUUUAUCUGUGCUGCAAUAGGAG
Candidula unifasciata is the source of this 165-nucleotide messenger RNA. The record is from the annotation of a GenBank genome assembly. Lineage: Eukaryota; Metazoa; Mollusca; Gastropoda; Stylommatophora; Geomitridae.